AUGGAUAAUCUGUGGAGUAAAGCCCUCGUAGGAGAACGCGUUCAGGUAAGAUAUGCUGGGAAUAACCUCUUUGUUUUUUCAUUCUCUUCUGUAAAAGCUCGUGAUUGGAUCUUAGAAAAUGGACCCUGGCAUGUAUUGAACAAACAUCUAAUCUUAAGAAAAUGGGAGCCAAACCUUGAAAAACUUAGUUUUGAUCUCUCUAGUUUACCUAUAUGGGUUCACCUCUAUAAUAUCCCUUUAGAGUUAUACUCUCGUCUAGGUCUAAGCUAUGUUGCAAGUGCUAUUGGAACACCCCUCUCCAUGGACUUUGUUACUGCAGGAAAAUCUCACCUUGAGUAUGCAAAGCUUUGCGUGGAAAUAGGAGCUAAUGAUGUAAUUCCUAACUUUGUUGAAGUAGAACUUAAGGAUGGGAAUAAAGCUUCAAUUGUGGUAGAGGUCCCUUGGAUGCCAGUCCGGUGUAAAACAUGUAAAAUUUUUGGCCAUAGUGAUAAGGGCUACAUUAAGUCUAAAACUUCAGUUCAUGUCAAAUCUCAAGUUUGGAAGAAAAAAAAACACAUAACUAAAGAGACUGAUUCAGAACCUACUGUAGGUGGAAUAGAAUUAUUACAAGAAAAAGAUGCCUUACCUUCAAGUAAAGAAUCUGAUUCUAGCACAAUUAUUAAAUCCGACUCUAGUAAUAUUGUUGAUUCUAUUGUGGUUGACUAUAAUCAUGCGUUAACAGUCUAUUGUGAGAAGUAG
Messenger RNA from Hibiscus syriacus, 738 nucleotides. RefSeq lists its product as uncharacterized. The transcript has a single exon. The coding region runs from base 1 to 738 and encodes 245 amino acids. Lineage: Eukaryota; Viridiplantae; Streptophyta; Magnoliopsida; Malvales; Malvaceae. The record is from RefSeq and is a predicted model, not a curated record.